GGAGUGUGCAGCAGCAGCAGAAGUGUCUUCCUGUACAGAGGAGUUCACCAUAGAGGCUUCAUUACAUGACUAUGACACACAAGAUGAGACUUGUGCAGGCGGUGCUCCUCCUGGGUGCUCUGCAGGGAUUCCUCUCCCAGGUUAUACAGGUGUUUCAGUCCCCUGAGAUACUACAUGCUUAUGUAGGUAGUAAUGUCACCUUACUGUGUACCUACAACAUCUCUGGAGUAAAGGAGGAGGCGACUAUUGGGAGUUACAUGUGGCGAAGACAUCUAGUGAAGAUGGGGCCAGUGGUGUCUAAUGAUAAUGAGGGUUUCACUGGACGGAUCUCCAGAGUGGAUACAGAAUCAUUCAUCAAAACCAGAUCAGCCCAUAUCACCAUACACAACGUGGUUUCCUCAGACACUGGCAUUUAUUUCUGUGAAGUCACUUUUCUAAAUAGAAUAUCCGUAGGAAUAUCUGGACAUGGUGCAGGGACAUUGCUGAAUGUGACAGGUGACAUGACAGAUCAGCUGGGCACUGACCCUGAAAUUCUCCAUAUCACUCUGGGGGCUGUAUUCGGAGUUGUUGUUGUCCUCCUCUUUCUGGUUGGAUGUUACAGAAUUUUCAAACAAGCCCUGAGGUCUACAGUGGAAGAGGUUCCUACAGUCUACACUGAAUUCAUUGCUAUGGGCAGCAGGCAGAUUGGAGGACCCCGUGGCCCUGAAAUGCUGCAGGUGACAAGUCUAUAUUAUUUAUGUGCCAUAUGUUUGCAGGAGAAGGAGAAUAGAGAAUGUGGAGACUUCUCAAUUUAUGAUGGAAAAUCAACAAUACAACCAGUUUAUGCCAGAACAGUUCCCACAGAAGACGGUGCCCUCCAUCUAUCAGGAGGUGGAUAUCUACAGCAUUAUACCAUAGAAAUGACCCACCUCCACAGAAGCAGAUGAUGUCACAAAAGGCGAGGUCUUCCACCUGCCAGGAGGUGAAACUGUACAGUGCCAUACCAGAGGGAAGACCUCUACCCUUCAGAACCAGGUGAUAUCACUAAAGGUGGAGCCUUCCACCUAUCUGUAUGAGGAUCUGUACAACGUUAUACCAGAGAGAAGACUCAAUCGUAGAGGAGGGAUCAGAGAGGUGUGAGAUGAAAAAGCUCCUUUACGUUUUUGAGCAUCAAAAUUUGAGCAUCAAAAUUUCACACAUUUUCUGUGGAUUGCUUUUAAUAAAACAAAGUCACAUUUGCAACAUAUUAGAAUGCUAUUCUAUUCUUAUUUUGACUUAUCAGGUAUGUAACCUACUCUGGCACUACUAUACAGACAAUGGUGUAAACGGAAAAACAUUCUUAAAAAUCCUACCCUAUUAUGACACUUCAGAGUAUAAUCUCUGCAUGAUCAGCCAAUGUUUGUUGUUCAUACCUACAAGAGCACUGGUGGGGCAUGUAUAAUAGUGUCCAUGCAGGAUAGAUCUGUGGUCAGACGUCCAAUACUAUCAGAAGUAUACAAUCAUCUAUUACAUAAUAAUACUGCUGGUGUACAAGCUGCAGACUCAGAAUCUAUUUGUAUUUUGGCAAGAAAAACAUGAGGAACAAAAGCUUAAAGUAUAUCUGUUGUCAACAAAAUGUUUUUAUAUAAUGUAGAUAAUAACAUUAUAUGUCUAUUUUUAGUAUACAUUGGUUAACCCCUUAAGGACCAGGCCCAUUUUGGCCUUAAAGCAUUUGCCGCUGCUCAGCAUUUGGAACAAACUGUUCCGAACGCUGGAGCCAGUGCCGGGAG
Molecule: messenger RNA, 1748 nt
Organism: Hyla sarda
Lineage: Eukaryota; Metazoa; Chordata; Amphibia; Anura; Hylidae
Product: natural cytotoxicity triggering receptor 3-like
Exons: 7
Coding region: 66-926 (286 amino acids)
Biological process (GO): immune response-activating cell surface receptor signaling pathway; positive regulation of natural killer cell mediated cytotoxicity
Source: RefSeq, a predicted model, not a curated record